AUGGAAGCAUCAAAGAGGCUACAAAAAGGCAUAAAAGAGAUCCCAGAGUUGUUUAUCAUUGGAAGGCCAGAUAUGACGAUUGUGGCUUUUGGCUCUAACAUGAUUGACAUGUUUGAAGUGAACGACUUACUGUCCUCUAAAGGCUGGCAUUUAAAUCCAUUGCAAAGACCUAACAGCAUUCAUAUAUGUGUGACCCUUAAACAUGUACCUGUUGUUGACAAUUUCCUUAAAGAUGUAAAGGAUUAUGUGGAAACGGUGAAAGAAAAGUCUAGGCCAGUAAGUGGAGGACUUGCACCGAUAUAUGGUGCAGCUGGGAAGAUCCCAGAUUGA
Messenger RNA from Cynara cardunculus var. scolymus (artichoke), 330 nucleotides. RefSeq names its product sphingosine-1-phosphate lyase-like. Gene Ontology annotation, biological process: sphingolipid catabolic process. The transcript is spliced from 4 exons. The record is from RefSeq and is a predicted model, not a curated record. Gene Ontology annotation, cellular component: endoplasmic reticulum. Gene Ontology annotation, molecular function: sphinganine-1-phosphate aldolase activity. Lineage: Eukaryota; Viridiplantae; Streptophyta; Magnoliopsida; Asterales; Asteraceae. The coding region runs from base 1 to 330 and encodes 109 amino acids.